GUACAAUUGAUCCUUACCUGUAAAUUUCUAUAAUAUUAUCAAUUAAAAUUAAUUAGUUAAGUAGGUAUACUUAUACCAGUUAGGUAAACUUUUGUGUAAGACAGUAGUUACUGUGAAUAUUUGAAGCCAGAUAAUAUUGGUGUGACUCCACCCCCGACUCCCGGCGGCGCGAGCUGGUGCAAGAUGGAGCCGGAACAGACCCAGGAGCUGAUGAUGGACAGCCGGACCAGGAAGCGGGGCGUAUUCAGCGCGCUCCGCUCAUGCCUCCGGCCGCGUCCCUUCAGCGCCGUGACCCUUCAGGGCGUGGUGCUCGGGUCCAUCAUAGGCCUGUCCAUGAACGAGGUCUGCGUGCAGCUCAUACUGAAGAUGAGUGCUGAUGCGGGUGAGCUGCCGGCUGCCGUCAAUGACAUAUUCUUCCUCAGCAUAUCCCUGCUAGAGGCGGUCCUGGCGCCAGUGACGUGCUGGCUGGGCUACCGCCGCCGCCCCGCCACGCUGCGCGCCUGGCUGCUGCUCACCGUGCUGACGAUACUCCCGCUGUUCUUCCUCACGUUUGAAGCUCCUGAGGACUUGGCGCUCUGCACCGCCACCCCCCUGCCCCGCUCAGCAGUAUACGCGAGUCCGACCGCCAUCUUGCGCCUCGCCGCGGUGACAGCUCUGACGGUGGCCUCCGUGCUGACCCGGCUGAGCGUCUGGAGCCACGGGGUCGCCAUCCUGGAUGAGCAUCGCCCGGAGACCUUGGUUAAGGAUCUUGGAAUCUUCAUAACAGCGCGAGUGAUAGUCCUCUCCGUCGCCAAGCCCAUGCUGAUGGAGUACCUGGUGACGCGCAUGUGGCUGCAGGUCAUCGCGCUCCUCGGGCCGCUGGUGGUGAAGGGGAUCCUGCUGUGCUUUGUGCCGAGCCGCCUGCCUGACCCGCUGGGGCUGGAGAAGCUGGGGGGUAGAGGAUUCUUCGAGAGUCUCCGCCGCGUGGUCUCCAACGGCCCGGCCAUGCGGCACACCAUCUCCCUCGCCGUCCUCGCCGCGGGGGUGUGGGGGUUCGCGCUGCACAACGCGGAGUUAGCUGAACAGAAGUACCACGUCAAGCUGGGCAUCAGCCAGGCGAACAACUUCGCCGAUGUUUUUAAGAUGUUCUCGAUUAUUCUGAUGAUUUUGGUUCUCAGCUACAUCUACCGCGCUUCAGUGCCCAAGGAGUUCAACAAGUUCGAGGCCAGCAAGAAGACCAUCGCCAUGACAGUGGCCGUCAUGGUCGCCAUCUUGGUUCCUUCCCUUCUGAGCUGCGACCGCACGGUCACGGGUCUCAGUGCGGAGUACAACCAGCCCAGCUGCAGUAGAAGUUGUGGCUGCUCCGUCCAGCCCAACAGUGAGUUCAACCCGGUCUGCACGCUGAGUGACAUGAAGAUCUACUACUCCCCGUGCCACGCCGGCUGUCGCAACCAGACCAGCGUCAAUGGAGUCACAGUGUUCCUAGACUGCGAAUGCGCGCCAUCUAGCGCCGUGCUGGGUCCCUGCGACCCCGCGCGAUGCCGCGGCGCAUACAACCUGCAUCAAGUUAUGUUCACCGUGCUGCUUAUUGCUGCAGUAUCAAACUUCGUGCUGCACGGCGCGACGGCGCUGCGCUCGGUGGACCCUCGGGACAAGUCCAUAGCCCUCGGAGUGGUGUUCUCUCUGGUCGCACUCAUCGCCUUCGUGGGAGGACACUCGCUGUUCAUGGGGAUCAGUGCCUGGACCUGCGCCUUCUCAUCAGACGGUAGAUGCCAGCUGCAGAGUCCACGCCACGGGCUCAUCAUCGGCCUCACAAGUAUAGGUCUAGCGGCCGUGUCCCUUCUCAUUAAUAUAGCCUCUACUGUGAUACACAAACGUACGUUAAGAUAGGACGUGAGUUUAAGGUUAAAGUUUAGGUAGUUAGGUUAUGGCGCUGUUAUUUUUAUAAUUUUUAGUAACUGUAUUUAGGUAACAAGUAAUAUUGAUAAAUUUGGUCUUAAAUAAUGUUAAAGACCCUGCGAUACCCUGACCCUGUGAGACCCUUUUAUAGGCGUAGGAAGAUCAUUAAAUAUUAAACGAGCCGGUUGAUAAAAGUGCUAAUUUUAGAUUUUAAGAUAAAUACCUACUUAGUUAGGUCUAAAGUUUAUUCUAGUUAACUAGGGAAUUAAGAGAUUAUGUAUUUUUUAUACACAAUAGGUAUUUAAUAAAAAAAAUCAUCAUAAAA
Molecule: messenger RNA, 2203 nt
Organism: Plutella xylostella (diamondback moth)
Lineage: Eukaryota; Metazoa; Arthropoda; Insecta; Lepidoptera; Plutellidae
Source: RefSeq, a predicted model, not a curated record